CGCAUGACCAACCAUCAACCGGCACCGGCAACUCUGCAUUGAAACCGGUGAAGUGUGAGGUGCCGCUGCGAGCUCCCCGUACUACAUUGAUUUUGCUGCACUAUUUGUGUGUAUUAGUGUAAAACAUGUACCGUCUGCCAAAAACCCUGCGCUGUGCGAGCCGCUUAGCGGGCACCAGGCUCUAUGCCAAGGACAUCAGAUUUGGGCCAGAUGUCCGUGCCCUUAUGCUUCAGGGAGUGGACGUGCUCGCUGAUGCUGUAGCUGUCACCAUGGGUCCUAAGGGUCGCAAUGUAAUCCUGGAGCAAUCGUGGGGCUCACCCAAGAUUACCAAAGACGGCGUCACUGUUGCCAAGGGCAUCGAGCUCAAGGACAAAUUCCAGAAUGUUGGGGCCAAGCUGGUUCAGGACGUAGCAAAUAACACCAACGAGGAAGCUGGUGACGGCACCACAACCGCAACUGUCUUGGCACGGGCCAUCGCCCGAGAAGGUUUUGAGAAGAUAAGCAAAGGUGCAAAUCCAAUAGAGAUACGAAAGGGCGUCAUGACUGCAGUGGACAAGGUUGUGGAGAAUCUCAAGAAGCUUUCCAAGCCAGUGACUACACCUGAGGAGAUUGCGCAGGUGGCCACGAUUUCUGCUAACGGGGACAGACAGGUUGGGGACCUAAUCUCGGACGCCAUGAAACGCGUUGGUAGGGAUGGUGUCAUCACAGUCAAGGAUGGGAAGACAUUGAACGAUGAAUUGGAGGUGAUCGAAGGGAUGAAGUUCGACAGGGGUUACAUUUCUCCAUACUUCAUUAACACCAGCAAGGGGGCAAAGGUUGAGUACCAGGACGCGCUGGUACUGUUCAGCGAAAAGAAAAUAUCCAAUGUACAGAGCAUAAUUCCAGCACUGGAGCUGGCCAAUACCCAGCGCCGGCCCCUGGUCAUCGUGGCUGAGGACGUUGAUGGAGAGGCACUUAGCACCAUGGUACUCAACAGGCUAAAGGUUGGUCUCCAGGUAGUGGCUGUGAAAGCGCCAGGUUUUGGUGACAACCGUAAGGCUACCCUUCAUGAUAUGGCUGUUGCGACGGGUGGCGUGGUCUUUGGGGAUGAGGCCAACCUGGUCAAGUUGGAAGAUGUCCAACAGCAGGACCUCGGCCAAGUUGGAGAGGUGACCAUCACCAAGGAUGACACGCUGCUUCUCAAGGGCAAGGGUCGCAAGGAAGAUAUGGAUCGCAGGAUAGCCCAGAUCAAGGACGAGAUUGAGCUGACCAACUCUGAGUAUGAGAAGGAGAAGCUGGGAGAGAGGUUAGCGAGGUUGGCCAGUGGAGUGGCUGUCCUCAAGGUGGGUGGAUCCAGCGAGGUGGAAGUGAACGAGAAAAAGGACAGGGUAAACGACGCCCUCAAUGCCACACGGGCUGCAGUCGAAGAAGGCAUUGUGCCUGGUGGUGGAACUGCACUCUUGCGUUGCCUUCCUUCCCUCGAAGAACUCAAGGCUGACAAUGAAGAUCAAAACACGGGCAUUGGUAUUGUGAAGAAGGCACUGAAGACACCCUGCAAACAAAUAGCGCUCAAUGCUGGCGUCGACGCAGCUGUUGUUGUACAGAAGGUCGUUGAAGGGAAAGGUGACUUUGGUUACGACGCCAUGCGCAAUGAGUAUGUAAACAUGCUCGAAGCCGGAAUCAUCGAUCCCACAAAGGUUGUCCGGACAGCCCUGUUGGAUGCAUCUGGUGUGGCUUCUCUCCUAACAACAGCGGAGGCCGUCGUGGUUGAACUUCCCAAGGAAGAGAAAGAUGUACCUGGAGGAAUGGGAGGCAUGGGUGGAAUGGGAGGAAUGGGUGGAAUGGGCAUGUGAAAGUACACUUGCCAUAGUCACGUUGUUGUUAAUAGUUUUGUGCAGACCAUUAUUCAUCAAAAUAUACAUACACGCACCUCUUGAAAUAAAAGUGUAGCAUUUUCAUGUUUAUACAAAAGCA
Ornithodoros turicata is the source of this 1953-nucleotide messenger RNA. Its product is annotated as heat shock protein 60A-like. Gene Ontology annotation, biological process: apoptotic mitochondrial changes; protein refolding; mitochondrial unfolded protein response. Gene Ontology annotation, molecular function: ATP binding; protein-folding chaperone binding; ATP-dependent protein folding chaperone. Lineage: Eukaryota; Metazoa; Arthropoda; Arachnida; Ixodida; Argasidae. The transcript is spliced from 10 exons. The record is from RefSeq and is a predicted model, not a curated record. Gene Ontology annotation, cellular component: mitochondrial inner membrane; mitochondrial matrix. Bases 126 to 1832 code for a protein of 568 amino acids.